Molecule: messenger RNA, 1266 nt
Organism: Medioppia subpectinata
Lineage: Eukaryota; Metazoa; Arthropoda; Arachnida; Sarcoptiformes; Oppiidae
Source: the annotation of a GenBank genome assembly
AUGGAGGGCUUCGGACACAUAAACGGGUGCCACGGGUUGGCCGAACGGCUCAGAGAUCGCGGCCAUCGGGUAGUGUUCGCCAUCGACAAGAAAUUUGCCGGACGUCUGGCCCCUCACGGCUUCGAAGAGGAGCACAUGUACUCCGAGAACAGCGAACUACCACCGGGUGCUGUGGACCCAAUAUUUAUCAUGUUAAACGAGAAUGGCCUGUUGUUUGCCCAGGAACCUAUUAAGGUGGUUGAAUUUUGCGCUAAUGCUUUUGUUGCAAUGAUGGGUGAGGUACGUCAGAAAGACACCCAGUAUAAGGCAGUUUUAGAUAAGGUUAAGCCCGAUGUGAUUGUCAUCGACUCAUAUAUGUCGUCGCCGGUGCUCAUGAAGUCCGGUAUACCCUGGGUAUGGCUGUACUCAGCCGGUCCGUUGGGAACGUUUAAUAAUGAUAAUCUACCGCCUGGUUGGUUAGGUUUACCAACAAAUGAUGGCAGAGAAAAGUGGACUCAACUUAAAAUACAAAUUGAGAGUAUUUGGAAAGAUCUUCACAAAGAUGUUAAUGAAUGGAUGGUCAGCGAAGGCGUGGAUCCGUUGCCCUCCGAAUCCAACAGAUUUUUGCAUCACUUCUCCAAACAUCUCAACAUUUAUAUGACUCCCAAAGAGUUGGACUACAAAGAGUUGCAGCCAUUGGCCCACAACUGGCAUAGAGUGGACGGCUUUGUCCGCACAACUCAUGACACGUUUGAGAUACCAGAAUGUCUGCGGAACAGACAGGGAAAGUUGGUCCUCCUAUCCAUGGGUUCUUUGGGCUGCGCUAUAGUAGAGCUUAUGGUGCGGUUGACCACAAUUCUGGGUAAAUCGAAGCAUAGGUUUAUCGUAAAUACGGGUCCACUGCAUGACAAGUAUUCACUGCCGGACAACAUGUGGGGCCAACCAUUCCUCCCGCAGACAGCGAUCUUACCAUUAGUUGAUUUAGUGCUAACACACGGCGGCAACAAUACUGUGACCGAGACUUUCUAUUUCGGUAAACCUAUGCUUGUAUUACCCCUUUGGGCGGAUCAAUACGACAACGCACAGCGCCUGCAGGAGUCGGGUCUCGGCUUAAGACUGGAUCCGUUUCGUUGCACUGAAGAGGAAUUGUUGACAUCAAUCGACAAAUUAGUUAACGAUUCAAAUUUGGCUCAAAGAAUGGAAUCAAUUGGCGAUAGGAUUAGGGAUAAUAACGACAAACAAAUAAUUGCUAAACGCUUUGAAGACUUGUUUAUACGAAAUAAUUAA